Messenger RNA from Oncorhynchus nerka (sockeye salmon), 4627 nucleotides. Its product is annotated as mucin-2-like. Bases 64 to 4236 code for a protein of 1390 amino acids. The record is from RefSeq and is a predicted model, not a curated record. NCBI's taxonomy places the organism in Eukaryota, Metazoa, Chordata, Actinopteri, Salmoniformes, Salmonidae. The transcript is spliced from 7 exons.
AACAUUUUGACUCCUAAGACAAUCACAACUGAAACUCUUACAGACAUCACAACUGUAGCUCCUAUGCCCCCCACAAUUGCAACUUCAACUGUAGCAUCACCCACAACAACAACUGCAGAUUCUUCCACAACCACAGGUGCAGCACCUACUACAUCAAUCACAACUGCAGUUCCUACUACCAUUUUGACUCCUAAGACAAUCACAACAGAAGCUCCUACAGAAAUCACAACUGUAGCUCUUAUGCCCCCCACAAUUGCAACUUCAAUUACAACUGUAGCAUCACCUACAACAACAACUACAGAUGCUUCCACAACCACAAGUGCAGCACCUACUACAUCAAUCCCAACCGCAGGUCCUACUAUCAUUUUACCUCAAUCGACAACCACAACAACAUCCACUACAACAACUGUAGCUCCUACAAUGUCAAUCUCAACUGCAGGUCCUACUACCAAUUUAACUCCAACGACAACCACAACUGUAGCUCCUACAGACAUCAUAACUGUAGCUCCUAUGCCCCCCACAAUUGCAACUUCAACUACAACUGUUGAAUCACCUACAACAACAACUACAGAUGCUUCCACAACCACAAGUGCAGCACCUACUACAUCAAUCCCAACUGCAGGUCCUACUACCAUUUUGACUCCUAAGACAAUCACAACUGAAGCUCCUACAGAAAUCACAACUGUAGCUUUUAUGACCCCCACAAUUGCAGCUUCUACUUCAACAACUGUUGCUCCCACGACCACAACUGCAGCAGCUCCUAUAACAACAACUGUAGAUGCUUCCAUAAACACAACAGCAGCACCUACUACGUCAAUCACAACUGCAGGUCCUACUAACAUUUUAACUCCAACGACAAGCACAACUGAGGCUCCUUCAGACGUCACUACUGUUGCUCCUUUGAACCCCACAAUUGCAGCUUCUUCUUCAACAACUGUAGCUCCCACGGUCACUACAACUGCAGAAGCUCCUAGAACAACAACUGCAGCUGCUUCUACAUUUACUACUGCAUCACCUACUGCAACCACAACAGAAGCUCCUUCUACAACAAAUGUAGCACCAAUGACUUUAGGAACAACAGUCCCAACGACAACUGCAGCUAAUUCCUCAACUGUAGCUCCUUCAAUGCCAAUCCCAACUGCAGCUCCUACAACAACAACUCUUGCUCCUACAACCUCUACAACUUCAGCACCCACUACAUUAUUCACAACUGCAGGUCCUACUACAAUUUUACCUCCUUCGACAACCACAACAACAUCCACUACAACAACUGUAGCUCCUACAAUGUCAAUCUCAACUGCAGGUCCUACUACCAAUUUAACUCCAACGACAACCACAACUGAAGCUCUUACAGACAUCACAACUCUAGCUCCUAUGCCCCCCACAAUCGCAACUUCAACUGUAGCAUCACCUACAACAACAACUGCAGAUGCUAAUACAACCACAGGUGCAGCACCUACUACAUCAAUCACAACUGCAGGUCCUACUACCAUUUUGACUCCUAAGACAAUCACAACUGAAACUCUUACAGACAUCACAACUGUAGCUCCUAUGCCCCCCACAAUUGCAACUUCAACUGUAGCAUCACCCACAACAACAACUGCAGAUGCUUCCACAACCACAGGUGCAGCACCUACUACAUCAAUCACAACUGCAGUUCCUACUACCAUUUUGACUCCUAAGACAAUCACAACAGAAGCUCCUACAGAAAUCACAACUGUAGCUCUUAUGCCCCCCACAAUUGCAACUUCAAUUACAACUGUAGCAUCACCUACAACAACAACUACAGAUGCUUCCACAACCACAAGUGCAGCACCUACUACAUCAAUCCCAACUGCAGGUCCUACUAUCAUUUUACCUCAAUCGACAACCACAACAACAUCCACUACAACAACUGUAGCUCCUACAAUGUCAAUCUCAACUGCAGGUCCGACUACCAAUUUAACUCCAACCACAACUGUAGCUCCUACAGACAUCAUAACUGUAGCUCCUAUUCCCCCCACAAUUGCAACUUCAACUACAACUGUUGAAUCACCUACAACAACAACUACAGAUGCUUCCACAACCACAAGUGCAGCACCUACUACAUCAAUCCCAACUGCAGGUCCUACUACCAUUUUGACUCCUAAGACAAUCACAACUGAAGCUCCUACAGAAAUCACAACUGUAGCUCUUAUGACCCCCACAAUUGCAGCUUCUACUUCAACAACUGUUGCUCCCACGACCACAACUGCAGCAGCUCCUAUAACAACAACUGUAGAUGCUUCCAUAAACACAACAGCAGCACCUACUACGUCAAUCACAACUGCAGGUUCUACUAACAUUUUAACUCCAACGACAAGCACAACUGAGGCUCCUUCAGACGUCACUACUGUUGCUCCUUUGAACCCCACAAUUGCAGCUUCUUCUUCAACAACUGUAGCUCCUACGACAACAACUGUAGCUGCUUCUACAAUUACUACUGCAUCCCCUACAGCAACCACAACUGUAGCACCAACGACAUCAGCAACAACAUUCCUAACAACAAUUGCAGCUAAUUCCUCAACUGUAGCUCCUUCAAUGCCAAUCACAACUGCAGCUCCUACAACAACAACUCUUGCUCCUACUACCUCUACAACUUCAGCACCCACUACGUCAUUCACAACAGCAGGUCCUACUACCAUUUUUCCUCCUUCGACAACCACAACUGUAUCACCUAUGACAACCACAACAACAUCCACUACAACAACUGUAGCUCCUACAAUGUCAAUCUCAACUGCAGGUCCUACUACCAAUUUAACUCCAAGAACAAACACAACUGAAGCUCCUACAGACAUCACAAGUGUAGCUCCUACGCCCCCCACAAUUGCAACAUCAACUACAACUGUAGCAUCACCUACAACAACAACUGCAGAUGCUUCCACAACCACAGGUGCAGCACCUACUACAUCAAUCACAACUGCAGGUCCUACUACCAUUUUGACUCCUAAGACCAUCACAACUGCAGCUCUUAUGACCCCCACAAUUGCAGCUUCUACUUCAACAACUGUUGCUCCCACGACCACAACUGCAGCAGCUCCUAUAACAACAAUUGUAGCUGCUUCCACAAACAAAACAGCAGCACCUACUACGUCAAUCACAACUGCAGGUCCUACUAACAUUUUACCUCCUUCGACAACCACAACUGUAUCACCUACGACAACCUCAACAACUGUAGCUCCUACAAUGUCAAUCUCAACUGCAGGUCCUACUACCAUUUUACCUCUUACGACAACCACAACUGAAGCUAAUACAGAAAUCACAACUGUAGCUCCUACAACACCAAUCACAACUGCAGGUCCUAAAACCAUAUUAACGACAACCGCCACUGCAACUUCUACUACAACUACAAAUGCAGGUCCUUCAACCACCACAACUGCAGCUCCUACAAGUACAACCACAAUUGCACUUCCUACCUCGACAACCACAACGGCAUCAUUUACCUCAACUUCUACGGCUUCAGUGGCAUCAACUAGAUUUGGCACAGUGGUGGUUUUUGUAAGACUAGAGUUCCAGCUCAACACAGCAGUCCCCAGUAAGGAUGUCGUCCUUGGUGCCGUCGACAAGAAACUGUCUACACAAUUCAGGACCUUCAAAAUUCAAAGAAACACUCAAGCCACCCUCCAGAACGCAACUUAUAUCAAACUUUCAGAUACUUCAUUUGCUGUUGAUCUUGGUUUCAAAAUAACCAAUGUAUCCAUGGAGGAGAGACUGCUUCAAAGUGCUAGAGUCACUUUCACCGAUGAUACCUACAGCCAGAUACAGGAUUCAAUUAACAGCCUACUGCAUGAUAUUCUCAGUGAACCAAACGGCAAACAAUUUGACUUCCCCAAAGCCAAAUUUAGUGUUGUUGGCAAUCAAAUCAGGGCAAACGUGACGUAUGUAUACAAAGAGAAAGACGUCAACCUCCCUAGUGCCUUUCUAGGGGAUGUUUUAAAAGUCUCAGGUCUCCUAACAACCACUGUUGCACCAACAACAACCACCAGCACCUCACCACCUACUACCCCUUUGCUGACCACUCCUUUCAGUAUAAGUGACAGAGGUUUUCCUGGCUGGGCUCUGGCCAUUAUCAUCCCCUGUGGAAUCGCUAUCAUUCUGGUACCCCUGUGGAUCCUGCUAUGUUGCAUGCUAUGUGGCGGCUGUGCAGCUUUAAGGAGACGCUGGCAACAACACAGAGCUUACAACGUACAGUACACCACAAGAAACGGCAUCUUCUGAGGUGACAAGACUAUCAAAAUAACAGCCAAUCAUCUAUAUCUGCUCAUCAUCACAACAAAUAAUAUAUUUUUCAUGUAAUCACGGACUUGCUUUUAUUUUUAUAACAAAAUUGCAUUGUUCUUGAUAGGGUUAAUAGGUCACGUGUUUCCCCAAUGUACUACUUUUUAAUAUUAUACAGUAUUUCUCAUUUUAGUCAAAGCUACAGCUGAGCUGGUAUAUUAUGCAUUUAUGUAAUUGAAUCAUUUAUAUACACAGAAAUAUUAGUUUUGAUUUUUGUCAUUUCCCCUGCUAAUUUAAGCUAUUAAGUCACUAUAUUUGAAAGUCUGCAAUACAGCACUUGUUUCUUUAUCAUACAAUUUAACACAUGUAAUAAAAGCCUUUCAAAUCAACA